Molecule: messenger RNA, 351 nt
Organism: Prorocentrum cordatum
Lineage: Eukaryota; Dinophyceae; Prorocentrales; Prorocentraceae
Source: the annotation of a GenBank genome assembly
GCGAUCGACCCAGAGCGCCAGUCAGAGUUCGCGAAGCAGGUGAGGGGCCGGUACCGCGCCAGCGCUUUCGCGGACUGGGCUGGCGGCCGCCGCGUCUCCGUGGCACCGGCGACCGCGGGCUUCGAAGAGGUGGGCAAGCACGCCGACGACUUGGCGGAGCAGCAGGAGCGAGGAGAGCUCAAGGAGGAGUCCGAUGACGUGCGCACGCUGAGGAUAGUGACCGAUGAGAGCAGGGGGCGACGCAAGCCAUGGCGAUCGUUCGCCAGGGAGAUGCGCUUCGAUUCCUACAACGAGUGGCCCUCCGAGGAGCAGCAGUCGCAGACCUUCCGCGUCGUCAGGAAGUUCGACCAA